This is a messenger RNA of Peromyscus californicus insignis, 3792 nucleotides long. It is a transcript of the gene Arl9, whose product is annotated as ADP ribosylation factor like GTPase 9. Gene Ontology annotation, molecular function: GTPase activity; GTP binding. Bases 3009 to 3557 code for a protein of 182 amino acids. The transcript is spliced from 3 exons. The record is from RefSeq and is a predicted model, not a curated record. Lineage: Eukaryota; Metazoa; Chordata; Mammalia; Rodentia; Cricetidae.
AGAGAGAGAGAGAGAGAGAGAGAGAGAUAUUCAGGUGAGUGCAUCAUAAUACACUACACAAACCAAAAAAAUUCAUAUAUAUGUAUAUAUUCAAAUUCAUAUAUAUAUUCAAAUAUAUAUAGCCACAAAAACUCACUCCAAGAACAAAAAACUGUCUUUAAAACUGCAAGGCCUGGACUGGAGAGAUGAUUCAGCGCUAAGAGCACUGGCUGCUUUUUCAGAGGUCCUGAGUUCAAUUCUUAGCAACCACAAGAUGGCUCACGACCAUCUAUAAUGAGAUCUGGUGCCCUUUUCUGGUGUGCAAGCAUACAUGCAAGCAGAACCCUGUAUACAUAAUAAAUAAAUCUUUAACAAACAAACAAACAAACAAACAAACAAACAGUGAGGCCUUCAUAAAUCAUGCUUUCUACAUAAGUCCCUGUUAGGCCAUACCUUAAAACAUCUCUCUUUGGCCUAGAGAGAUAGAUGGCUUAGCGGUUAAGAGUACUGGCUGUUCUUCCAGAGGACCUGGGUUCAAUUCCCAGCACCCACAUAGCAGCUCACAACUGUCUGUAGUUCCAAUUCCAGGGGAUCUAACACCUUUACACAAAUGUACCAAUAUAAAUAAAUAAAUCAUUAAAAAAAAUCUUUCUUUCACACAGAUUUUUUUUUUCUAGCAGAUGAGAGUGUUUCCAUUCCAGUUAGGGAGAUUAAGGCCUUCUGGGCUAUAAGACUCAAGAAAACAAAAAUCAACAGACAAAAGAGCUGAGCUAGAGAUUCUAAUACAAUUUAAGAUCACCUUUUGAGCCAGGUGUGGUGGUAUGAAUCUUUAAUCCUCAUGCAGAGGCAGGUAGAUCUGUGAGUUCAAGGCCAGCCUGAUGUAUAAAGUGAGUUCCAGGUCACAUAGGGCUACAUGGUGGGAUGACGGCUCAAAUCAGAUAAGACCAUUUUCUAGCUGGGAUUAGAAAACUUGCCUUGCAUGUUCGAGGUCCUGAGUUUGAUCCUCAGUGCUGUGAUCAAUCAAUCAAUACUUUUUAGUGUUCAAAUAGAGUAAGUAGAAUUGUAUCUGUUAUUCUUUAGAAGCAGUAGUCUUAAUGACAGAUAAUUGCUAGUGUUUUGUUAUUUGGGUUUUUUUUUUUUAAGAUGAUUAUUGUUCGCACUAUAGAAGCAACAUCUCUGAACACCCUGAAUUAUUUCUGUAUCAUGCUGACCUUCCUUUCUGAUCAUUUGGGGUUUUGUUUGUUUGUUUGUUUGUUUAUUUUGCAAGACAGGGUCUCACUAUAUAACUCUGGCUGCCCUGGAACUCACUAUGUAGACCUGGCUGGCCUCUAACUCACAGAGUUCUAACUCUGCCUCCUGAGUGCUGGGAUUAAAAGCAUGAACUCCUUUCUGCUAUUUGUGAUGAAAAUUUCUAAGGCUGGACUGUUAGUAGAAAGCUGCUUUUGGAGUUUGCUUCCAAAUCCCCAGGUUAAAUGUUGGGCUUUGGAACAAAUACUCUUUUGUUAUUGAGACAGGUUUGACGAUUUCUAUAAACCUUAGCCUUUCUGCUUAAUCAUGAUACUUGAAUCAAAAACACAAGAGUGAGCUGGGCAGUGGUGGUGCAUGCCUUUAAUCCCAGUACUCAGGAGGUAGAGGUAGUCAGAUCUCUAUGAGUAUGAGGCCAGUGAGUUCCAUGACAGCCAGAGCUGUUACACAGAGAAACCCCGUCUUAGAAACAAACAAACAAACAAAAGAUAAGAGAGGAACCUUGUCCUAAUAUUUUAUAGCCAAAUUAUUCAACUGCUAAGACAAGACAACUGAGACCUUAAGUGCUUCCAUGUUGAGUGGAACAGUCCAUACUUGUACCAUAGACAAACCACUCUAGUGCAUUUGCCAACAGAUUGCUGUAUCCAGAAUCCCCCAAAGACCACCAAGAGACUGAAUCCUAUGCAGAAGCAAAGAGUCUUUUUACUACGAGUUAACUCAGGACUCUCUGUCCAUCUGACGCAGCAGCAGAGCAGGAGAGACCCCGAGUAGCAAUGGGGCAGGGUUUUUAAAGCAAAGGGGGACUUGGGGUCUACAGACUACAUAGGAACAGACUCAGGAUUGGUUUAUGUGAGUGGCAAUCAUGUUAGUAACUUUUAAUUGGCUAGGGUUAGUUGGGGGUUACAGUUAUCCAUUUUGGGGCAGGCCUGUCCUUGAGUUGCCCUGGAGGCUGGCUGGCCUAGCAUGUACUGACUGUGGGGGCUGACUCAGUGGCCCAGGCUCUGUCCUUGGCUCGUGCACCUAGCUCUAAGCUGGUGAGGGGUCCCAGACAGUAAACAACUGGCUGAACCUUGAGCGGUCAGAGUACAUGCAGAAAGGGAGCUACUGCAAGGACUAUGUCUUUUGUUCACGGCCCUCCCAGAAACUGCUUGCUCAAGUCUCAGGAAACUGAAAUUGAGGCCUGAUCUCUGAGAGAAGACUGAGCAGCCUGUUAUGGCGUCUCCCUGGUCCUUUCAAGUCGAUAAUUCAAGAUGCAAAAUGGGUUCCUGAGAUGGUUCAGCAGGUAGAGAUGUUUACUUUAGGGCCUGACAACCUGAAUUUGAUCCCCGGGACUCACACUGUAGAAGGGGAAAACCAGCUCCUGAGAGUUGACCUCUGACCUCCAUAUGCAAGCUGAGGUGCCCCUCCUGUGCAUGAGUACACACACACACACACACACACACACACACACACACACUGUGAAAAAAGAAGAAAAAUAUCUAGAAAUUAGUCCUGGUAUCCAUAGAUCUGGGACACUACACAGCAUGUAAAUUCUAAGAUGUGUGUGCAUGCGUGUUCGAAUGUGUGUGUGUGUGUGUGUGUGUGUGUGUGUGUGUGUGUGUGUACACAUAUAUUUGUUGUUUGAUAGACUACCAAAGAAUUGGAUAAUAGAAAAAGGACAUGGAAGUAACAUCACAGAAGUAGGGGUAGUUUGAGUUUAGACUGGUUAGCAAUUCCAUGGUUAACUAGUUAGGUAUACAGUCAGGCACACUGUUAAGGAGCCAGCCAAACACAGCCCCGGCAGCAUGCAUUUACUGAUUGGUUUUUUUACUUCACAGGAGAAAAGUAACCAGAUCCUAGUACUAGGCCUGGAUGGAGCAGGAAAGACCAGUGUCCUCCAGUCCCUGGCUUCCAACAGAGUCCAGCACAGCGUGGCACCAACCCAAGGUUUCAACGAAGUGUACAUCAGCACCGAAGGCAGCCAGUUGGAGUUCUUGGAGAUUGGUGGCAGCGAGCCAUUCCGAUCCUACUGGGGUAAGUACCUGCUCAAGGGAUGGCUGCUGAUCUUCGUGGUGGAUUCAGCUGAUCACGAACGAUUACCCGAAGCCAAGAAAUGCCUUCAUCAGCUACUGGAACAAAACCCAAGGCUCCCUCUGGUUGUGUUUGCCAACAAACAGGAUCUUAAAGCCGCCUAUCACAUUACAGAUAUCCACGACGCUUUGGCACUGUCUGAAGUGGGGAAUGACAGGAAGAUAUUCUUGUUUGGAACUCAGGUGACUGAGAACGGCUCAGAGAUCCCCUCCACCAUGGAGGAUGCCAGAGACCUGAUCGCACAUCUGGCCACAAAUAUGUAGAAGUGACUAGGACCCGGCCCCACUGCUCAACUCACCGUCAAACCACCAUCAAAGAGGGAUGAAUGGCAGGCUUAAGCAAACGUUUCCACUUCCAAUAAAAAAUAAGCCAUUUCCUAUUCUCUCAAUGCAAAGUGUAUAUACGAAGAGAACGAGAAUUCAUUAAGGUUACUUUUUUUUAUUUUUUAGAUUUUUAACUUGGAAAUUUUUUCAUUAUUUUGUUAGACACUAAUUUGGA